This is a messenger RNA of Protobothrops mucrosquamatus (brown spotted pit viper), 3451 nucleotides long. It is a transcript of the gene MFHAS1, whose product is annotated as malignant fibrous histiocytoma amplified sequence 1. The transcript has 4 exons. The record is from RefSeq and is a predicted model, not a curated record. Bases 1 to 3102 code for a protein of 1033 amino acids. Gene Ontology annotation, molecular function: protein binding. Lineage: Eukaryota; Metazoa; Chordata; Lepidosauria; Squamata; Viperidae.
AUGGCCGAGAUGGAGCGUCCAGACGAGGCGGCCCGGCUCUGGCGAGACGCCGCCCUGCGCGCCAGGAAGCUGCAGAGCAACCUCCAGCAAUUGGAGCUAGAGCUGGGCUCCCGAGGAGAGAGCGGCCCAGAGGCACCGCUGAAGCUGAAAUCCUCGCAGCAGCAGCAGCAGCAGCAACCGCCGUCCUCGCCGCUGGAGGUAUUGAACCUGAGCGGGCGCGGCCUGGAUGAGUUGCCGGAGGGCUUGUGCGCCGCCGUGGGCAGCAGCCUGAGCGUCCUCUCGUUGCGGAGAAACCGACUAGCCCAUCUGCCCUCGGCCGCCGCCCUUCGGCACCUGGGCCGCCUGGCCGAGCUCGACCUCAGCCACAACCGCCUGCGUUGCCUGCGCGACGACGGCCAGGCGCUGGCGCUCCUGCGCGGGCUCCGUAAACUCAAUCUCAGCCACAACCAGCUCGGAGCCGAAGGGACGCUGCCCAGCGGAUUGGGCGAACUGCGACAGCUGGAGGAGCUCGAUCUGAGUUUCAACCGCCUUAGCCACCUGCCCGCGGAGGCCCUGGCCCACCUUCGCCAGCUCCGCACCCUGGACGUGGACCACAAUCAGCUUUCUGCCUUCCCGCAAGCGCUGCUGGAGCUGGAUGCCCUGGAAGAGCUGGAUUGCUCAGGCAACCGGCUCGUGGGGUCUCUUCCGGAGGGCAUCACUUCUCUUCGGCACCUGAAAAUCCUGUGGCUCAGUGGCACUGGCUUGGCGGCCUUGCCCGAGGGCUUGUGCCAGCUGGGUACCCUUGAGAGCCUCAUGCUGGACGGGAACCGCCUGAGUGUCCUGCCUGCUGGUUUUGGCAGCCUGCAGCGUCUCAAAAUGCUGAACCUCUCAUCCAACAUACUGGUUGAUUUCCCCGCAGCUGUGCUGGCCCUUCCUGGCUUGGAGGAGCUCUACCUCAGUCGCAAUCAGCUUACCCUGUUGCCCGGUGGACUUUGCCAGCUCUGCCAACUACGCACGCUUUGGCUGGACAACAAUCGCAUCCGCUACCUGCCUGAUUCCAUAGUCAAGCUUCAUCAGCUGGAGGAACUGGUACUUCAGGGAAAUCAGAUUGCCAUCCUUCCAGAGGGCUUUGGCCAACUCAGCCGUGUGAGUCUCUGGAAAAUCAAAGACAACCCCUUGAUUCAGCCCCCCUAUGAGGUCUGUAUGAAGGGCAUCCCUUACAUAGCUGCCUACCAGAAGGAACUGGCUCACUCUCAGCCUGCCCUUAAGCCCCGUCUCAAACUAGUCCUCAUGGGCCUGAAAAAUGCAGGCAAAACUCUGCUUAGAAAGUGCCUCAUGGAGGAAGAGGAAGAGGAGCAGGGAGAGUUAUCUUUCGGUUCAGCUAACAAGAAUUUUGAAAGAACCCAAAGCAGAGGCAGCAAAGGUAUUGAAGUAGCAGAUUGGACAGCAGAUGUAAAGAGAGGUCUAACCUUCAUUGUAUAUGAGCUGGCAGGAGACCCAAGUUACGAUGUGAUCCAGCCGUUUUUCCUCUCUCCUGGAGCCCUCUACGUGUUGGUAGUAAACCUGAGCACUUACAUGCCACAGUGUUUUUAUCCUUCUGUGGGGCACUUCCUUCACUGGCUGGGAGCAAAGGUGCCCCAUGCUGUGGUAUGUAUGGUGGGCACCCAUGCAGAUCUGUGUCCUGAACGGGAGGUGGAAGAGAAAUGUUUAGACAUCCACCGCCAGAUUGCCUGGCAGGAGAAGUGUGACUAUGAAGGCCUCCAGAUUUUGGCCCGGCAGGUGGAUGAAGCUCUGGGGCAGGAUUUUGAUUUGCGCUGCUCCAGCCCCCAUGUUGCUUUCUAUGGGGUAUCAGACAAGAACCUACGGCGCAAGAAAGCUCAGUUCCAGUAUCUGCUCAACCACCGUCCACAAAUCCUCUCCCCAGUUUUGCCUAUAAGCUGCUGGGAUUGUGUUCACGUCUGCCGAUUGCGAGAGAAGCUGCUUUCAGUGGCAGAGCACAGAGACAUCUUUCCAAAUUUGCACCGGGUUCUGCCAAGGUCCUGGCAAAUGCUGGAGGAGCUGCACUUCCAACCCCAAGCUCAACAGCUAUGGCUAAGCUGGUGGGACUCUGCUCGACUUGGCCUGCAGGCAGGGCUGACUGAGGAUCGUCUCCAAAGUGCACUUUCCUACUUGCAUGAGAGUGGCAAGCUGCUGUAUUUUGAGGAGCACCAGACCCUGCGAGAAUAUGUUUUCCACAAUUUGCCCAGGCUCAUCGACAUUCUCAAUGUCUUCUGCCAGCAUGAUGCCUCGGUAUUGCUCCAGAAACUGCUCAGCACCACCCAGAUGGAUCAGAUGAAGGCCACACAGCUCCACCACUAUGUGGAAGGAUUUCUGCUCCAUGGCCUUCUCCCUGCCCAUGUUAUUCAUCUGCUUCUCAAGCCCCAUAUCCAAAGCAGAGAGGACUUACAGCUUCUGCUGGAAUUGUUAGAAAAAAUGGGACUCUGUUAUGGGGUCAACAAGCCCAAAUCAAAACCCUUGAAUGGAGCCACAGCAUGGUACAAGUUCCCCUGCUAUGUGAAGAACGAGAUGCCUCAUGCAGAGGCAUGGAUCAAUGGUACUAGCCUGGGUGGGCAGUCUUUUGGGGCAGAACAGCUGCAGAUUGAGUACAGCUUUCCCUUUAUUUUUCCCCCUGGAUUGUUUGCUCGCUACAGUGUGCAGAUUAACAGCCACGUAGUUCAGCGGUCAGAUGGAAAAUAUCAGAUCUAUGCGUACAGGGGGAAAGUGCCGGUAGUUAUAAGUUAUAGGCCUGCCAAAGGCACCCAACAACCAGAUACACUGUCUAUUGCUAGCCAUGCAUCUCUACCAAAUAUAUGGACAGCUUGGCAAGCCAUAACCCCACUGGUGGAAGAACUAAAUGUACUGCUUCAAGAAUGGCCAGGCUUAUACUAUAGCGUGCAUGUCCUCUGUUCCAAGUGCCUUAAAAGAGGGUCACCCCACCCACAUACCUUCCCAGGAGAAUUGCUAAGUCAGCCCAGGCCAGAGGGAGUGACUGAGAUCAUCUGUCCGAAGAAUGGUAACGAGCGAGUGAAUGUGGCUUUGGUUUAUCCCCCUACUCCAACAGUGAUCAGCCCUUGUUCCAAGUGACUGCUGGAAGUCGCCUGCCUUGGCCCCUAUUAUAAGGACACUUCAGAUGCCCCUUAAACCCUUGCUAAGCAUUUUCGGAGAUGUACCACUCAGAGAUGGAUCUAAUUAUUUAUGGGGCCUGAAUAUCACAGCUUGGGAAAUAAAGAUUGCCAUCACUAAGGAUCACAAAAGGCAGAUCAACCAUGAUAGCUUUGUACAGAGACUGACUAUUCCAGAGCAUUAGAGAAUGGCUAUCCCUAUUAUGCUCUGCACAUGGAUUUCCUGAAGAUAUCCAAGAUUUGGUUGAUAUUAGUUGCUCAUUUUGAUAGGUGUUGAUCUCAUUUAGUAAGAAUAAACAAGUCUGUUCCCC